Nymphalis io (European peacock) is the source of this 5705-nucleotide messenger RNA. RefSeq names its product heparan-alpha-glucosaminide N-acetyltransferase-like. The coding region runs from base 134 to 1852 and encodes 572 amino acids. The transcript is spliced from 10 exons. The record is from RefSeq and is a predicted model, not a curated record. NCBI's taxonomy places the organism in Eukaryota, Metazoa, Arthropoda, Insecta, Lepidoptera, Nymphalidae.
AUUUGACGUUUCAUUGAUGAUUCAGAUUUUGCGUUGUCAGUUUUCAACAAUAUUGUUUUAGCAAUUCCGCUACUGCAUUGUUUCAUUGUGUAUAUUAUUUACUUGAAAACUAAUGUAGAGUAAAGUUUUGAAAAUGCUUGGUAAUUUCGAAAACGUUGGUUCGUUCAUACGUAGCUGUAAUGGAACGACAUUAAAAUACGACCAAGCUUGUUUGGAGAUCAAAACAAAUGAAUCGGUUACAUUUUGGAGCCAGUAUGAAGAAUGCGAGGAUUGCAUGUUAUUGGAGACGGCAAGAAUACCAACUUCGCGAGCUUUGAUAUUGAAUACCGUGAGUCCCCUCCGAUAUGCAAUUAAAAAUGGAAACGGAGAGAUUUGCAGUGGAACAUAUGAAUUCGGGGAGUACGGGCAGUACAGUAUCAACGUGACCGAGGUAACGAAAGACGAAUGCCUACCGCGUAUGACAGCGGAGCCCGACGCGGCCUACCUACCGAUACUGACCGCGGUGGUGGUGCUGCUGUCUAUGGCGACACUUUGGUAUAUUGUCAAGGGUAUCGGCAAGCGUAUUGUAGCUGGAAGGCUAUAUAGCAGAUACUUUGCAAGAGAAGACAACGAGUUGGGAUCGGAGACUCGCGUGCUGACGACCGAAGCGAGCGUGCCUCGGUCACCGACCCGCUCCCGUUUGCGGUCACUCGAUAUCUUCAGAGGAUUCUCUAUUGCACUAAUGAUCUUCGUCAACGCCGGUGGUGGUGGCUACAGUGUAUUCUCCCAUUCAACAUGGAACGGUCUGACGGUAGCCGAUGUUGUGUUCCCGUGGUUCGCGUUCGCGAUGGGUGAAGCCCUGGUACUGUCUCUCAAUGCUAGACUUAGGACUUCGAUGCCGAGAAUGACAGCUUUUGGACAGGUGGCGCGGCGGUCGCUGCUGCUGUCGCUGACGGGCAUAUGCCUGAGCUCGGUGGGCGUGUCGUGGGGGGGCGUGCGGCUGCCGGGCGUGCUGCAGCGCCUCGCCGCCAUGUACCUCGUCGUAGGCGCGCUCGAGUGCGCCUUCAUGAGGACCAGCCAGAACAUCACGCCUGGUCGUUCACUUUUCCGCGACAUCGCCGCAGGCUGGCAGCAGUGGCUAGCGACUAUACUCAUCGUCGCUGUACAGGUGUGCAUAACAUUAUCCGUGGCUGCACCGGGCUGUCCCAAGGGUUACUCUGGUCCCGGUGGACUCCAUCGUACAGCUUUGGGAGAUUUCUCAUUGCAGAACUGUACUGCUGGCAUAGCUGGAUAUAUUGACAGAAUAAUCCUCGGUCCAUCUCAUCUUCUUAGCCGUGGUACAUACUCGAAGAUCUACCGGACCGUGGUACCUCACGACCCUGAAGGCAUCUUAGGUAUCUUUUCCGGUAUACUGGUAGUGCAGGCUGGAGCUCAUACGACUCGGAUCAUGCUGGCUUACAAUCAUGCCAGAGCUCGUAUUAUGCGCUGGGUGUUCUGGUCUGUGGUGUUCGGCGUGUCUGGUGGAGCUCUCUGCAUGUUCUCCAAGAACGGCGGCGUCAUACCCAUCAACAAGAACCUGUGGUCCGUCUCCUACUGCCUAGUGACAGCAUCGAUGGCGUUCUUCAUCCAAGCCGUGCUUUACUUCCUUGUGGAUUUGAAGACUAAAUGGGGAGGAAGACCACUGUACUAUGCAGGACAAAACGCGCUGUUUCUCUACGUGGGCAGCGAGCUGCUGAAGCGCCACUUCCCGCUGUACGUGCGCGUGGCGGCGCCGUCGCACGCGCAGCUGCUCGCCACGCACGCCGCCGCCAUGCUCAUAUGGCUCGCCGUCGCCGUCGCGCUGCACCGGAAGCGGAUCUUCAUCACCCUCUAGUAACGCUUUGUAUGCUGUAAAAUCACUUAGAUAACGCUAGUCGACUCUGCGUAGCGAUCUUUGUACCCUCUAAUAGUGUUCAUUAUAGUCUCACUCUCGUUUGUUAUACUUGACGAAAUAUCGCCUUUAUUAACUAAUAAAUAAGCCCCAUAUUGCAGUAGCGUCAUUCGGUUAUUGUCUGUUAAUAUUGUUGCAUAGCAACUAUGUUAUUAAUAUUGUCUUAUAAUGUACAAUUCAUUCGUUUAUUGCUGUUAUAAUUCAUUCAUUCAUUCGCUAACAACUAAGACUCUUACUCUGCGCUAACGUUUUGUAUCUAAUCCCAUUUAUAUGACCUUGUAAUAAGUUUAUUUUUUGCCAUUAGUUGCGAAGAAAAAACGCCUUAGUUUUAUUAAGAUUAAUCUCUAUGUGGAAAGUGGACCUUAUGCUUAUUACAAUAAAGUUCAGUUUAACCACGGCAUCGAAUUACAUUAUGAACAAAUAACCAACGUCGAUUAUUUUAUUGUUAUUGUCAGUAUACAGCAAAAUACUCUUUACUCAUUUGUAAUGUUUGUUUUUGGCACUUUGCGAAGAAAUUACUUGUUAUUAGGAUUUGACAUAUGGAGAUGGCGUCUGGUGGCCUUAAUAGGAACUAAUUGAAUACAAAUAAUUAUUAACAAUUUAACAAUAGAAAGGAAGUUUCAUUGUUUUAACACUGUAUUAUGCAUAACAGACAUACAAUAAAAUUUCAAAAAAGCUAAAAAUAAAGUAAUUCUUAUUCCUUAGAGCUUUCUUUCAGCGCACAUAUUUUCAUUAAUUUCAAGUUGUUUAUUUCAUCAUUUCUUGUAGUAUAUUUUCUACGUAUUACAACGAGGCUCGCCUUGUAUAAAAUUCGGAUAUCUCUUAUCAACAUUCAAUAGCAAAUUUUAUUAAUCAUCAAAGUGUUCUACAUGUGUCAGCUGUUUUUAUUAGACAAAUAUGUCAGUCAGGUAACAAGUGUAAGCAUUUAAUACUUCAGGGCCAUGAAUUGGUAAAUGAACUUUAAAAUCUCAAAAUAACAUAUCUUGCAUAUUUAUUUGCAAUUUAAAGGAAUUACGCUUCUAUAACCUACGUUUAAGGCUUGAUUUACAAUAACAAGAUAUUUUAAAUAAAUAAACGUUUUCAAUUAUAAAAAUCAAUAUUGCAUUAAAAUGUUUAUCGACUUGUAUAUUAUGAUUACAAUUGAAAUUUAUAUUAACAUACAUGGAAAUGGGAAUUUGAGAUGGAGCUUGUUGCUUGAAAAUUGAUAUAAUACAAAUAUUAUCUAUACAUAAGUAGGCAGAGACAAAACAGUUCAUGGAGUUGUCAACCGUUUUUUUUUUAUUGAUUGGAAGCUAUUGGCAAGCUUCAAUGUUACCUUAUAAACCCAUCUCAAAUUUCCAACUUUAUAUAAUAUUAUAAUCUUAUUAUGUUUAAAAAUUCUUUUUUUUUUGUCUUAUACUGUUUACUAAUAAAAAAAUUAACAUUAAAAAUAUAUACAUUUUGAUUAUUUUAAAAUUAAAAUGGUGUUUAAAUAGAUUAGUUUUAUUUGAUAUAAUUGAAUCUUCAAAAAAUAAUAACUAAUAAUUGAAUAACCUAGAUCUUAGUUCAUUAAUCUGAUUAAAAAAAAAAAAGAUAAUUUUGACGUUUCUUUGUUUGAGUUUUAUUUAAAGUCGAUUAUUGAUAUUAAGUACAAGUAGUGGAUUUGGUGCUAACAUGUAAAACAAUGUUGUCUUAUAAUAUAUAUAAGAAAAUUAUAAACAAGAAUAUCAUAACUUUAAAUAGCAAAAUUAUACAUUUUUAUUACUAUUAUUAUAUAAGUACAUUUUGUUAUUAUUAUAUUAAAUUAGUUAGAAAAGCACUUAACGGAGUUUCAUAAUGUCAUAGACUAAAUAAAUAGUUAAGUGUAAGUCAGUCUAAGCUUAUGUGGCUUCCAUUUUUUGUAGCCAUGUAAGUUUUCUUUUUCAUACAACUCGAGCAAAUCAAUUAUAUCAUAUUUUUCAUGAAAAAAUAAGUUUAAAAUACAUGUAAAAUCUUACGGCGUUUUUAAAUGACAUAUUUAUCAGAAUAUUCAGAACGUAGUCUAAGAAUUAAUGCGUGCGUUAUUGUAUAGUUGGUUUUUUUUUGAGUUGUAACGACGUAAGUUUUUGACUUUGGAAUUAUAUUGAACGGAUGUGAACCGGGUUCUUACUUUAAGGAAAGUUCGAAAUAUAAGCUAUUUGGAAUAAUAUUAAAAAAGAUGUGAUUGAGUGAGAUGACAUUGUCAAAAUAAAAAAUAUAUUGGAUUAAUCGUGUUACAAUCCUUUUUUAAAGUAUUAUAUUCACAACUGUUGUCAUGUUUUUUGUCAAUAUGUAUAUUUACUUGUUUACUGUAAACAUAAAUUGAGGUAGUUUUAACCAAACCAAAUGUCACAUGAAAAAUUGAGCUGUAGUCAGAUAAUCAAAUAUUACAAUUAGUAAAAUUAAAUCUGAUAUUACUGAGUAAUCUGAAUAUGUAUAAUGUAACUUUAAAUUAUAUAAAUAUGAAAUAGAAUAUGAUGAUAAGUGAUUAGUUUUUUUUUUUAAUUGGCAACAUUUUAAGCAAUAAAUGUCAGCAAAUUUUAUUUCUUUAUGUUUUCGACGACGUAUAUUAACUUGUAAUUAACAAAUAUUGCUUGUGUAGAAACACUUAGUUGUUACUUUAGUAUAAUAUAUUUCGAAAAUUUUGUUAUAUACCGUAUUAUAUAAUUAUAAUUGCAUAUUAAUUGAAGAUUAUAUAAAAACUAUGUGUAAAUUAAAUUUUUCAACUCUUCAAAUCAUUAAUAUUAAUCUGAAAUCAAUAUCUUUUGAGGUCACUAGAUGUCACUACUAUUUGUCAGAUCCCAUUAUUAAUACUCAUAUACAAAACAUCUUAUAUAGUUUGUUUUUUUUUAAAUAUCUUCAAUAUGCAUAUACCUCAAAUGUAAGUCUCGCAGUCUUUAUUAAUUAAAUAAAACUUGUUAUUAUGUUAUUAAUCCAUCAAUAUUUUGACAAUUAAAUUAGAUUAAUGGGCAAUUUUCACAUUUUCGUCUGUGUGGAUGUAAGAUAAUGAAAAGGCUGUGAAAAUGUAUAAAUUUUAAAAUUAUCAGAAAUAAUUUAACAGUUAUCGAAAAAACAUAAUUGGCUUCUGUUAUAUGGCAGAGAUCAUUGAUACUUCAGAAUUAUUAAUAAUAUGAUAUUUUGACUAAUAUAAAAAUAUUUUUUUUUAAAUUCUUUUUUGUUGUGUGUGAUUAAUAUAUUAAUGUGACAGUUGGUUUGAAUGACUGUCCCUACGUCAUGCUCAAAAGUCUAGACAGAUUUUAAUUAAAUCAUGGUAUAGAAGUUGUUUAUGUCAUACCACUUUAACUACCGACCGUUAGUUGGGACGAUCGUUUUAGUUUUUGUGUUUAUUAACAAAAUAACAUACAAAUUAUUUCCAUAUAAUUUACAUAAAAAGAUACUUUGUUCUAUUAUUAUUGCCAUGGUAACUAUUGUAAAGUACUUUAAAAGUAUUUAAGUCUUUAAGUAUUUAAGAAAAUUGGCAACAUUCUAAUGUAGGACUCUCAAAUUGGAUCUUAAAAUGUUACCAUUUCAAAAAUAAGAUUAACGUCAAGUGUUAUAACACUUCAUUCAUUCAAAAUGAAAAAUGUUAUGUGAUUGAGGAAUAUUUUUUUAAAUAAAUUUAUCUGGUCUUACUCCCAAUAACACGUAUAUAACGUGGAAGUUGCCUGUGUAGUGCUCGUUAGUUAAUAAUUAUCUAAAAUGCUUCUAUUUUGUAAUGUAAACUUCUCAUAUUUAAAAUCUUAGUAGUAACUUUUCAAUAUAUAAGAUUAUAUUUAUAUUUUAAAAUAAAAGAGUAUGU